AUGUUAAAAGCGGCCGCAAUUGCUAAAGAAAAGCGGUUUUAUCGUUAUGGAGAACAAAUCCUCCAACGGCGCAACUGUCGUUAUAUCUUCAUUAUGAACGUGAGUUUCUUACUGUAUUUUGAGUUUUUUAUUUACUUUGUACCGUGCUUCUAAAUGCCAUAUUCUUUAUAUUAUACAUCACUGUAUGGCCUUCUUACUUCAGAUAAUCUUGUUGCUUGUCGUCCUCAUUGUGAACAAAGCUACUGUCAGUUUUAAGGAGGCAUUUGAGGUAAAACAUUUUAAGCAAAACUAUUUUUACUGACUAUUUUUAUCAUUUUGCGAUUUUUUAUUAUUUUUAAUUGAUUAUGAAUACUUUUAGAUAGCUUUAGAAGGGGUAAAAAACGAAGAGGAGCUAUAUCAGUAUCGUCACAUUCAAGAGAACGCUGUUGAGUUGCGAUGCCCUUAUGGAAUGUUCACUGAGUUUAAUAUUGUAAGUUAUUUAUUAGCAUUUUUAAAAGUAAAAUGGUCCUUUUCUUAACUUUUAUGAAAAAAAAUGAUUUUUGGGCUAAAAAUUUAUUUGGACCUCUUCCUCAAGGUUAAUAUAGGCUUGUACUAUAAUAAUAACAAAAAUUACUUAACAGUCGGACAGAUUGUAUAGUUUAAUUACUUUUAAAAGUUUACUAUGUCUUUUUUAUUUUGGAUAUCAUUUCAAACAUAUACAUUAACUAGAGCAGAUCUCAAAGGGAGUAAACUAGGUCCGGCCCGGCUCGGCUUUGUUGCAGUCCGGCUCAAGAAGCAAAAUUGAAAGCUCUAAUGGGCCUAGCUUAGGUCCCACAACGAAAGAUUUGACUUGCAGAAAGUGUAUUCCUUUACAGUUUAAAGUAGAGUAAACCAUUUUAGGAUGAAUGUAUGAAUAAUUGUCAAGGUUCUAUGGUACGAGAACGAAAAAUCCUUCGCCCUCCUUCGACAUUCGGGUUGAAUUACGUUUACACGCAGUGUCCUCCAUUGGUUGAUAUUGUAAGUUAUGUUUUUAAUUUUCUUAUUUAAAGCUGGUUUUGAUAAUAUAACGUUUUGAAGUUGAUAUGAUGUUAUAGUAGGGGUAAUCCUCUCAUUUUUUAUUUUUAUUUUUUUUUGGUGGUACAACCUUCUUGUUUUGAUAUCAUAUUAUAAUAGGUUGUUCAGAUAAUUUUGUGAUUUCUUUAAAAAAAAAGUUUUGGGGUUAAGGGGCACAGAAAUAUGUGAACGACCUGUUAUUUUGUUGCUGAAGAUUUUUAUUGGUUCAGCGUGUCGUAUGCUUUUUCUAUUUCAAAUCAAAAUUCUGUGGUUUUUCAGAUGCCAUGCCACAUAGAAUUCUGUAACAUAAGUCAUUUUGAAGAACCAGUCGAAGAAUGUAAAGGAUCACAAUUAACAAAUACGUUCGGCGAUGGUCAAAGUAAAAUGGUAGGUUUUGUGAAUUUUAUCGUAUGUUAACUAUAACGAGAGCUACGUUGUCAAGUAUAGGCUUACAGAGUGCGCCAAAAGUUCUUUUACAAAACUUUACCGGUUGUAUGUUGCGGUUAAAUUAUCUAAAAACUGUGUGACUCAUAUUUGACAAAGUAAUUCUUGUUGUUACGACAUAUUCUUUGAUUUAUAUUACAUAUGGCCUUACCUAUAACAAUUUAAUUUUAUACCUAUAACAUUUUAAUUUUAUUUUUUUUAUAGGUCUUUCAAUAAAUUUUUGGUCUACUUUAGUGAUUUUAGCUCCAUUUUUGACUAAUUUAAAUCUUUUUAGGUAAUAAACAAGGAGAAGAUGGGUCCCAUCGCUUUGAACAUAGAAUUCAUUACAAUUUGUCCAGCCUGCAAAGUAGUCAACUGCUUUGGAGCGUAAGUUGUGGGACGAUUUUAAUAUUAAGUGGUUCAAUUAAUUAUGUGCCCUUUUCAAAAAAACUUUUUUGGGAACAGGGGGCACCUAAUUAUUUGAAUAACAUAAUAGGGCUAUGGCUUCUCCUUUUUAUCAUUUUUUCCUCGUUUUCUCAACGUUACCUACCUUACAUCUCUGUCUACUCUUUUCUAGCGUACCACUGACCCUCCUUUCCGUAUUCACCCUAUCCAAAAUGUUAUACUACAUUGUAUAAAAGUUAAAACCGAUUUCAAUUUCAGAAAAAAACAAGCUUGUUAUUUGGAACAAGAAGAAUUAUCACCAGGAUAUCCAGCUCAUCGCCAUUGUGAACCAAUCCUCCUAGAUACCAAUUGUAGUCAUACACCUAACCACAACUUCACAAGAACUCGAGAAGCUUUGGCGUAUUACAAGGAAGUGAACAAUAAAAUUCUAUAUUGA
Messenger RNA from Bursaphelenchus okinawaensis, 2296 nucleotides. NCBI's taxonomy places the organism in Eukaryota, Metazoa, Nematoda, Chromadorea, Rhabditida, Aphelenchoididae. The record is from the annotation of a GenBank genome assembly.